Molecule: messenger RNA, 594 nt
Organism: Saccharomyces eubayanus
Lineage: Eukaryota; Fungi; Ascomycota; Saccharomycetes; Saccharomycetales; Saccharomycetaceae
Gene: FAP7
Product: nucleoside-triphosphatase
Exons: 1
Coding region: 1-594 (197 amino acids)
Cellular component (GO): cytoplasm; nucleus
Molecular function (GO): ATP binding; AMP kinase activity; ATP hydrolysis activity
Source: RefSeq, a predicted model, not a curated record
AUGGAAUCAAGACGGUAUGGGCCCAACAUUAUAGUUACAGGAACACCAGGGUGUGGUAAGUCCUCCACAUGCGAGUUAUUAAAGGACAAACUAAAAGGCUACAAGUACUACAACAUCUCGGAUUUCGCCAAGGACAACGAUUGUUUUGAAGGAUACGACGAAGGUCGUAAAUCGCACAUUGUGGAUGAAGACAAGCUGCUAGAUACGCUGGAGCCACUGUUGAGACAAGGAAACAGCAUUGUCGACUGGCAUGUAAAUGACGUGUUUCCAGAGAGGCUGAUCGACCUGGUAGUGGUUUUGAGAUGCGAUAACUCCAAGUUAUAUUCAAGAUUGCACGCAAGAGGGUACCACGACUCCAAAAUCGAGGAAAACCUCGAUGCCGAGAUCAUGGGUGUGGUCAAGCAGGAUGCUGUGGAUUCGUACGAACCGCACAUAGUGGUAGAGCUACAAAGCGAUACGAAAGAGGACAUAGUGUCCAACGUGGCUCGUAUCACUGCUUGGGAGAAGAUGUGGUUGGAGCAACAUCCAGACGGUGUCACGAACGAAUACCAAGGAGGCCGCAGUGACGACGAAGACGACGAGGACGAAGAGUAG